AUGCCUACCCGCAUCACCAUGUACACGCCCUCCAAUCCCCACGGCACCACCACCAUCCUCACCACCACCACCACCUCCUCCUCCUCCUCCUCCUCCUCCUCCUCCUCUCCCCUCGGCCUCACCGCCGCCGAGGCCGCUCAACUCACCCCCUUCCAGGCCCGCGUCUUCCGCCUCCUCGCGCAGGUCCCCGCCGGCCGCGUCACCACCUACGGCGCGCUCGCCGCCGCGCUGCGCACCUCCCCGCGCGCCGUCGGCAACGCCCUCCGCAACAACCCCUUCGCCCCGCGCGUCCCCUGCCACCGCUGCGUCGCCGCCACCGGCUACGUCAACGGCUACGACGGCGAGGUCGUCCAGCGCGCGAGCUUCCGGGGGGAGGCCGGCGGCGCGGGCGUGGAGGGCAGGGCGUCCCAGAGCAGGGCCGGUAGGGGCAAGACGGCGACGGGAGGGGUGAAGGCGACGCCGCCGUCGGGGAUGAAUGUGCAGAAGAAGCUGGACCUGCUCAGGACGGAGGGGGUGGAGUUUGAUGAUAAGGGCAUGCUGCGCAACAGGUACAGGGUUCUGUUUGAAGGGCCGUGGGAUAUCGUCUCUUCCUGA
Molecule: messenger RNA, 594 nt
Organism: Cordyceps fumosorosea ARSEF 2679
Lineage: Eukaryota; Fungi; Ascomycota; Sordariomycetes; Hypocreales; Cordycipitaceae
Product: Winged helix-turn-helix transcription repressor DNA-binding protein
Exons: 1
Coding region: 1-594 (197 amino acids)
Biological process (GO): DNA repair
Molecular function (GO): catalytic activity
Source: RefSeq, a predicted model, not a curated record